GGAGGAAGAGAGAGAGAGAGGGAGGGAGGGAGGGAGAGAGAGAGUUGGGAAGCUUCACACUGCUUCUUCCGUCGUCUACAGCUGUUUCUAGGGUUUUGUAUCGAUCCCUCUCCCCGUCCAAGUAUUUUCUUCUCUCCUCCUCGUCUGAACCGAAUUUCCCCUUUCCCUAUUCAAUUCCCUCCAAUUUGAUACUCCGACUCAAGCUUUUACAAUGGGCGGGCUGGAUAGGUCACAGACCAGCUCCAAUUCCAUGCAGCGUGUUAAGGUUUACCGGUUGAAUGAUGAUGGCAAGUGGGAUGACCAAGGAACAGGCCAUGUCACUGUGGACUAUAUGGAGAGAUCAGAGGAGUUGGGGUUGUUUGUCAUUGAUGAAGAAGACAACGAGACUUUACUUCUACAUCGUAUCAGCUCAGAUGAUAUCUAUCGGAAGCAAGAAGAUACUAUUAUUUCAUGGAGAGAUCCAGAAUAUUCAACAGAGCUAGCACUUAGUUUUCAAGAGGCCACAGGAUGCUCUUUCAUUUGGGAUAAUAUCAGUAGCGUUCAAAGGAAUCUCCAGUUUAGUACUCUUAGCAAUGAGACAUUUCAUAGUGUGACUAGUGAGCUAAGGGAGCUUCCUAAUGUCGAGCUAUCUACACUUCCGCUAAUACUUAAGACUGUGGUUGAGAGUGGAAUUGCAGAUCAAAUGAGGUUGACAGAACUCUUAUUGAAUGAUCGAGAUUUUUUCAGAAAGCUGAUGAACCUUUUCCGAAUCUGUGAAGAUUUGGAAAAUUCCGAUGGUCUUCACAUGAUAUUUAAAAUAAUUAGAGGAAUUGUUUUACUCAACAGUCCGCAAAUCUUCGAGAAAAUAUUCCACGACGAUCUUAUUAUGGAUAUUAUCGGUUCUCUUGAGUACGAUCCCGAGGUUCCACAUACUCAACAAUUUCGUAAUUUCUUGAAAGAGCAUGUUGUAUUUAAGGAGGCUAUUCGCAUUAAGAGCCCCGCAGUUCUGUCAAAAAUACACCAGACAUAUAGAGUUGGUUAUUUAAAGGAUGUUGUUUUGGCACGAAUGUUGGAUGACUCCAUGGUUGCUAAUCUGAAUUCCAUAAUUCAUGCCAACAAUGUGCUUGUUGUUACUUCUUUGAAGGACGACAGUACCUUUAUUCAGGAAUUGUUUGCUAGGUUGAGAUCACCCUCCACACCUGACGACUCAAAAAAGGACUUGGUUUAUUUUCUGCACGAGUUUUGUAGCGUAAGCAAAAGCCUCCAAAUGGCAAUGCAGCUUCGGUUGUUCAGGGACCUUAUGAAUGAAGGUAUCUUUGACAUCAUUACGGAUGUCUUGCAGAGUCCAGACAAAAAGCUUGUCUUAACAGGGACAGAUAUCCUCAUUCUUUUCUUGAAUCAGGAUCCAAAUCUUUUGCGUACUCAUGUUGCUCAACAGGAAGGAUUUCCACUGUUUGGACUUCUGAUUAAAGGUAUGGUAACAGAUUUUGGGGACAACAUGCACUGCCAGUUUCUUGAAAUUCUUCGCAAUCUAUUGGAUACCUAUGCAUUACCUGGAAUCCAGAGAGAUACAAUUGUUGAGAUUUUCUAUGAGAAGCAUUUGGGCCAAUUAAUAGACAUCAUAACAGCAUCAUGUCCUACAGAAGGUUUGCAAUCAGGCAAGAACAUUGAAGACGCCGAUGGAAGACUGGGAGAUACGAAUGGCGUGAAGCCUGAGAUUCUGUCGAAUAUAUGCGAAUUACUUUGCUUUUGUGUGCUUCAACACCCUUAUAGAAUAAAGUCUAAUUUUCUCCAAAAUAAUAAGAUAGAAAAAGUGGUGUUGUUAACACAACGGAAGGAAAAGUACUUGGUUGUUGCUGCAGUUCGAUUUAUUCGUACUGUUCUUUCGCGCCAUGAUGAACAUCUGAUAAAUUAUUUUGUCAAGAAUAACACUCUCAAACCUAUCAUAGAUGUAUUUGUUGCUAAUGGAAGUCGGUAUAAUCUGCUAAAUUCUGCUGUUUUAGAACUUCUCGAGUAUAUAAAGAAGGAAAAUUUGAAGUUAUUGGUUAUACAUAUAAUUGAUUCCUUCUGGAAUCAGUUGUCCCGAUUUGAAAAUUUGUCUUCCAUUCAAGCUUUAAAAGUUAAAUAUGAUCAGUGCCUUGAAAAUUGUGAAAUGAAAGGCACUUUGAACACAUCAGAUCCUCGAAAAAGAAAUGACGAGCGUGCUCCUGAGAAAGAAGAGGACGACUAUUUUAAUGGGGACAGUGAUGAAGAGGAUACUGCAUCUGCAUCUGUUGCUCGAAAACAGAACGAACAAUCUCAACCUGGUUUAUCCAAUGGUGUUACCACAAAUUGCCCACCAGUAAGUCUUAGGUCAGGUGGUCUAGUUGAUUACGAGGACGAUGAAGACGAUGAAGACUACAGACCACCCCAGAGAAAACAACCCGACACUUCAGACAAAGACAUUGAAAUAAUGGAAGUCCUCUGGCAUAAGCGGAAGUUGGCUCCUCAAGAGGAACCUGAGAUAGUUAAGAAGCAACGGCUGGUUAGGAAGCACAAGCCAAAAGAUGGUGUACUUGCUUCCUUGUGUACCACACUGAGUCAGGCCGUCUUACCUGGUAAGAAGACAACAAACGCUACCGAGACUAGUUCGUGCACGCCUUAUGAGAACAAAAGCUCAGUCAAAGAAAGUCAUGAGACAAAUCCUGCUAUUCCUAGCGGCUCUUCUGAUGGCAGUAGCAGCAAUUCUGAUGAGGAAAAUCGCAGGGAAAACAAAUCUACAGCUUCUAAAGGUUACUCCAACAGUAGUGUCUUGCAUGUUACUUCAGAAAACCAACAAUUGGGCGGGGACGACUAUCCAUUGAUACCAACAAAAUCAUCGCCCGAAAUGACUGUGAACGGAUCGAUAAGUUAGUAUUAGCAUCAUUCCUCUAUCUGGUGCCUGCCAAAUUAUUAUGAUCUUCGACUCAUGGAUGCACUUGGUGGUGGGACUACUUGGUUCUGAGAUUACACGAAAAUCGGUCAACACGCUCCCUGAAUGAAAGUGAAUCAAUGGAAUGGGAAUAUAAUUGGUUUCAAAGCUUUCGGGUUCAGUCGAAGAUGAGGACGUCUUACUGUAUAGUGCGACUGAGCGGUACUCGCUCAAUUUUACCUCUAGCAUGUUUACUCUGUAAAACAUUUGGCCAUAUUAAUUUUGCUGGCUAGCAUUGUCACCCUCGCUUCUCCAUCUCUAUUUACUCUCCUUGUCACUCUCCCUACUCCACUCCCUCCCUUGGGGCAUAAAAUAGCUUCUUAUAAUUUAGUAUGAUUCAGAUUUUGAACUCUUUUAGAAAAAGGGCAUAAAAUUUUGCCCCAUAUCAUUCUCUCUUUUAGUUUAGGGGAUUUAGUUCUUAAAGCUAGCUAUGAAUAUACACAUAUGGUCGUUUGUUCUCA
Molecule: messenger RNA, 3390 nt
Organism: Cucurbita pepo subsp. pepo (vegetable marrow)
Lineage: Eukaryota; Viridiplantae; Streptophyta; Magnoliopsida; Cucurbitales; Cucurbitaceae
Biological process (GO): protein dephosphorylation
Cellular component (GO): protein phosphatase 4 complex; nucleoplasm
Molecular function (GO): protein phosphatase activator activity
Source: RefSeq, a predicted model, not a curated record